CGGACAUUCAAACAUGUAUUGAUAAAGUGAGACCCGUAAGAUUUGGAGAGCAUUUGGUAGUUACUGCGUAUAGUUCAGGUUAUUGUCUUGGUGCCGCUAAUUGGUUGAUCGAUUGUGGUGGAGAAAAGAUAAUAACAUCAUCUUCUACGAUACCGAUACAUCCUUUGCCAUUAGAUGAAGCAGCAUUUAAUGAUGUUGACAUUGUUAUCCUUAGCGACUUGCGUGAUGGGGAUAGCUCUAUAUUUGAAAACAUUCUUAUGGAAAUUGGUCAACACUAA
This is a messenger RNA of Funneliformis mosseae, 278 nucleotides long. NCBI's taxonomy places the organism in Eukaryota, Fungi, Glomeromycota, Glomeromycetes, Glomerales, Glomeraceae. The record is from the annotation of a GenBank genome assembly.